UGUUGUUGUUGUUGAGGAGCUUUGUUUACUAGGCCGACGUUUCUGAGGGGAAAAAACCCUUAUUUUAAGUUCCGUUUAUGUCGUUUUGGGGGAGAAUCUGCGGAGUUUGUGCCUUUCCUUUUUGCUGUUCUUUUUUUAUUGGUCUUCCCCUUAUGCCAUCUCUACGUUGAAAGAGGAGAGGGAGAGAACGAGGAAUAAGGCAAGAUGGAUGCUAGUAAGACCUUAGGAAUGACGUCGGCGAUCAGCCUGGCAAAGCCCAAGGCGUCUGACCUAGAGCAUACGAGGGAACUUGAGGAGUAUUUAAGAGAUGCGGGCAUGUUCGAGACUGAUGCAGAACUAAAUCACAGAUUUGAAGUCCUUGGAAAGCUGAACAAUCUUGUAAAAGCUUGGAUUCGUGAUGUAAGCAUAAAUGUCAAGAACAUGCCCCCACAAAUUGCAGACACAGUUGGUGGUAAGAUUUGCACUUUUGGUUCCUACCGAUUAGGUGUUGCAGGGAAAGGUGCUGAUAUUGACGCCCUUUGCGUUGCCCCAAGACACAUUGAACGACAAGAUUACUUUACUAGUUUUUAUGAACUGCUUAAGGAACAGAGUGAAGUGACAGAGAUGAGAGCAGUUGAAGAGGCCUUCGUCCCUGUUAUCAAAAUGAAAUAUGAGAACAUCGAGAUUGAUUUGCUCUUUGCACGGUUAGCAUUGAAGGAGGUGCAUGACUCAGUCGACCUCAAUGAUGACAGCAUUCUCAAGAACCUGGACGAGAAAUGUGUUAGGAGUCUCAAUGGUUGCAGAGUCACAGAUGAGAUUCUGCGCCAAGUCCCAAAUAGAGAGAGUUUCAGAUUGGCGUUACGAGCGAUAAAAUUGUGGGCGAAACGUCAUGGUGUAUACAGCAACGUUCUUGGGUAUCUCGGUGGUGUGUCAUGGGCUAUGCUUGUAGCAAGAACAUGUCAGCUGUAUCCCAAUGCUACAGCUUCCACCCUAGUUGAAAAAUUCUUCCUAGUGUUCUCAAAAUGGACAUGGCCUGCUCCUGUAUACCUCAAACAGCCCUAUGAUGCAAAACAUGGGUUUAAGGUCUGGGAUCCUCGUGUGAAUGUACAAGACAGAUUCCACUUGAUGCCAAUCAUCACACCAGCAUACCCACAACAGAAUUCCACUUUCAACACGUCCCAGUCCACAAGAGCUGUCAUGGUGGAGGAAUUCAAGAUGGGUCUUCAGAUCACAGAGGACAUCAUGUUGGGAAAAGCUACAUGGGACAAACUCUUCCAGCCGCCAAACUUUUUCAUGAAAUAUAAACACUACCUUGUUGUGAUUGCUGUGGCUCGGACCCCAGAAGACCAUUUAGAGUGGUAUGGACUUGUUGAGUCAAAAAUCCGACACUUAAUUUCCAGUCUAGAACAUAACCCAGCAAUAAAGACUGUACACAUAAACCCUGUGACUUUUAACUGUCAGGACCCAGAAUAUAAGGAUAAACCACAUUCAUCAUGGUUCCUUGGGGUGGACUUCAAUAAAAGUGAAAAUGUAAAUAUAGAUCUCACCAACGACAUCAAUAAAUUUGUAGAAGUUGGUAAGUAGACUUUUUCAUAAUGUACCUGUCGUAGCAUUGAGAAUGAAGGUGCAGGGGUACAAACCUGUUUCCUCACAACUGAGUAGAUGCUUGCCAGAGAGAGCCACAUAUAUUCAAUA
Penaeus indicus is the source of this 1674-nucleotide messenger RNA. It is a transcript of the gene hrg, whose product is annotated as poly(A) polymerase type 3-like. Gene Ontology annotation, cellular component: nucleus. The coding region runs from base 205 to 1563 and encodes 452 amino acids. The record is from RefSeq and is a predicted model, not a curated record. Gene Ontology annotation, molecular function: poly(A) RNA polymerase activity; RNA binding. The transcript is spliced from 9 exons. Lineage: Eukaryota; Metazoa; Arthropoda; Malacostraca; Decapoda; Penaeidae.